Penicillium argentinense is the source of this 861-nucleotide messenger RNA. RefSeq names its product class II fructose-bisphosphate aldolase. The transcript has a single exon. Gene Ontology annotation, molecular function: zinc ion binding; aldehyde-lyase activity. Lineage: Eukaryota; Fungi; Ascomycota; Eurotiomycetes; Eurotiales; Aspergillaceae. Gene Ontology annotation, biological process: carbohydrate metabolic process. Bases 1 to 861 code for a protein of 286 amino acids. The record is from RefSeq and is a predicted model, not a curated record.
AUGCCUCUCACCGACAACCGCGCCCUGCGCAUCCUCGACCAUGCCGCCACCAACCACUACGGCGUGCCAGCAAUGUGCUGCUACAACCUCGAAGGCAUCCUCGCGACCGUCCGCGCUGCCGAGGCCAAGCGCUCCCCAGCAAUGAUUCUCCUCUUCCCAUGGGCCGUCCACUACGCCGACGGGUUGCUAGUGCACGCCGCCGCCGAAGCCGCGCGCAAGGCCUCCGUCCCCAUCACCGUCCACAUGGACCACGCGCAGACGCCCGAGAUCAUCCGGUACGCGGCAGACCUGGGCGGCUUCGACAGUAUCAUGGUCGACAUGUCGCACUACGAGAAGGCGGAGAAUCUCGCGCUGACCCGUGAGCUUGUGGAGUAUUGUCAUGCGCGGGGUAUUGCGACGGAGGCGGAGCCUGGUCGUAUUGAGGGCGGGGAGGAUGGGGUUGCGGAUACGGCGGAUUUGGAGGGGCUGUUGACGACUCCUGAAGAGAGUCAGGAGUUUGUUGAUACGGGGAUCGAUUGGCUUGCGCCGGCUUUUGGGAAUGUGCAUGGGGAGUAUGGCCCGCGGGGCAUUCAGUUGGAGUAUGAGCGGUUACAGUCGAUUAAUCAGGCUGUUGGGGGUAAAGUGCGGUUGGUGCUGCAUGGAGCGGAUCCGUUUACCAAGGAGAUUUUCCAGCAGUGUAUUGAUUGCGGCGUGUCUAAGAUCAACAUUAAUAAGGUGUUGAAUAAUGAGUAUAUCAAGGUGCAGCAGGAGAAGGCGGGCAAGGUCCCCUUGACGACGCUGCUUGAGGAGGCGACGAAUGCGAUGCAGAAGGCUGUGGAAGGAUGUUGUGAUCAGUUGGGCUCGAGUGGAAGAUACCCUUAG